UCCUCUCUUCCUCUCUCUUGAUAUCCAGAGAAAACAAAACCAUGAAGUGUCUUUCCAGAAAGGUCACGUGCAAUUCUCAUGGGCAAGACUCUUCAUACUUCUUAGGUUGGCAGGAAUACGAGAAGAAUCCAUACGAUGAGGUUCGGAAUCCAAAUGGAAUUAUACAGAUGGGUCUUGCAGAGAAUCAGCUAUCCUUUGACCUCAUCGAAUUGUGGCUAUCCAAGAACCCAGACGCUGCUGGCUUCAAGAGAAACGGAGAAUCUAUAUUCAGAGAACUCGCUCUGUUCCAAGAUUACCACGGCUUACCCGCCUUUAAGAAGGCUUUGGUAGAAUUCAUGGCGGAGUUAAGAGGAUACAAAGUAAGCUUUGAGCCAAAGAAGCUGGUCCUCACUGCUGGUUCAACUUCGGCUAACGAGACUCUCAUGUUUUGCUUGGCUGAACCUGGUGAAGCAUUCCUUCUCCCGACACCAUACUACCCAGGGUUUGAUAGAGAUCUUAAAUGGAGAACCGGUGUAGAGAUCAUCCCAAUACAAUGCUCAAGCUCAAACGGUUUUCAAAUUACUCAAUCUGCAUUGGAUGAAGCUUACAAACAAGCUCAAAAAAGUAAUUUAAGGGUUAAAGGUGUUCUUAUCACUAAUCCUUCAAACCCAUUAGGUACUACUAUAAGUGGAGAAGAGCUUAAUCUUCUAAUCGACUUUGUUUCUGCAAAAGAGAUCCAUUUAAUAAGCGAUGAAAUCUACUCUGGAACCGUGUUUGACUCACCAGGAUUCAUCAGCGUUCUAGAAGCUUUAAAGGAAAGAAACCUUGAAGAAGAAAGUGAUGUUUGGAACCGGGUUCACAUCGUCUACAGUCUUUCCAAAGAUCUUGGAUUGCCCGGGUUCCGAGUUGGUGCUCUUUACUCAAAUGACGAAGUGGUUGUCGCCGCCGCAACCAAAAUGUCGAGCUUUGGGCUCGUUUCAUCUCAAACACAAUACCUUCUCUCUGUUAUGCUUUCAGAUAAGAAUUUUACGAGCAAUUAUAUUGCUGAGAACCAGAGGAAGCUUCGAGAAAGACAUGACAUGCUCGUUUCAGGCCUGAGAGAAGUUGGUAUUGGGUGUUUGAAGAGUAGCGCUGGGUUGUUCUGUUGGGUUGAUAUGAGACAUCUCUUAAGCUCCAACACUUUUGAAGAAGAGAUGAAGCUGUGGAAGAAAAUCUUAUAUGAAGUUGGGUUAAAUAUCUCUCCUGGGUCUUCUUGUCAUUGUACUGAACCGGGUUGGUUCCGGGUUUGCUUUGCUAACAUGGCUGAAGAGACAUUAAACCUUUCAUUGCAAAGGGUUAAGGCCUUCGUGGAAUCCACAACCAUGAAUAGCAGCAACAGAGACGUUGGUGCGCGACAGUCCACAAGAAACUCAAGAAGGAGAUCACUCACUAAGUGGGUUCUCCGGUUAUCAUCUCAUGAUAGGGAAUCCGAGCGUUAAUCUAGUAGUGUGAAGUGUGAACACCUGUCCU
Molecule: messenger RNA, 1488 nt
Organism: Telopea speciosissima
Lineage: Eukaryota; Viridiplantae; Streptophyta; Magnoliopsida; Proteales; Proteaceae
Product: 1-aminocyclopropane-1-carboxylate synthase 3-like
Exons: 4
Coding region: 42-1457 (471 amino acids)
Biological process (GO): biosynthetic process; amino acid metabolic process
Molecular function (GO): transaminase activity; pyridoxal phosphate binding
Source: RefSeq, a predicted model, not a curated record